Messenger RNA from Cylindrotheca closterium, 621 nucleotides. NCBI's taxonomy places the organism in Eukaryota, Bacillariophyta, Bacillariophyceae, Bacillariales, Bacillariaceae. The record is from the annotation of a GenBank genome assembly.
AUGGCCACUUCUCCAAGUGACAGUAACAUUACCUGGCAUGAACAAAAGGUCAAGAAAGAACAAAGGUGGAAACUUAAUGGUCAUCAGGGGGCAGUGCUCUGGUUUACUGGAAUGUCAGGUGCCGGAAAAUCGAGCAUUGCCAAUCAAGUGGAUGUGGCGCUGAACGAAAAGGGCAUUCGGACCUAUUUGUUGGAUGGAGAUAACAUUCGACACGGCCUCUGCAAGGAUCUUGGGUUCUCCCUUGAAGAUCGGGCAGAUAACAUUCGUCGUGUUGGAGAAGUCUGCAAGCUAAUGGCUGACAGUGGUGUCGUCGUACUGGCAGCUUUGAUCUCGCCGUAUGCUUCAGACCGAGAUGGUGUUCGCGAAAGAGUAAAUGGAACGGCCUCGUUUUGUGAAGUCUAUGUAAAGGCAAGCCUUGAAACAUGCGAAAAUAGGGAUCCCAAAGGUCUAUACAAAUUGGCGAGAGAAGGAAAGAUAAAGAACUUUACCGGAAUUGACGACCCCUAUGAAAAGCCAACAAAACCAGACUUGGUCCUGGAUUCUGACACGAAAUCAGUUCCUGAACUGACAAACGAAACCAUGCAGUGGGUGGAGUCGAGAAUAAAGCUUACAGGAAACUAG